UGAAAAUAAAAAUACUUUACUGUUGUAAAGACAAAUUAUUAAACCAUGUGGACAAAGUGACACGUAUAUAUUAUAGACAUAUCACCUUUAAAACAUAUAGAUAAUUCAUUGAAUAGACACAACUUCUCACAAUGAUAUUGAUUUAAAAAUGAGCCUUUGUCUAUCUGAUGCUUUGGUAAGAUGUUGUCUCCUUGUCACAUAGAUUCUGUUCACAUAAUAGUAUCAGAUUUCCAAAAAAUAAAAAACCAAAAGAUUAAAUCUUUCUUUCUUUCCCUCUAUGGACAUGCAUAUGCCUCAUUUUGAUUUUUGUUUCUCUUCUUCCCCUUCUCAAAGGUGAGAGACCUACUACUGCUGUGGGAAAGGAGUGUGCGAAUAUCAUACACAUACACGCAAUUGUUUUUGAGACUGAGUCUUACUGUAGCCCAGGCUGGCUUCACGUUUGCUGAGUAGCUGAACACUAAAAUGUCUUCUCUUCGGUGCCUUGGGAUUACUGGCGCAGUGUCUGCCAGGCUGAAUAAAAAUAUGCUUUUAACGAUGAGGUAGGGCUGGGGACAGGGCAAACAGACAGACAAACAAACAAACCCUCUUAGAACUCCUUCGGAGCUAUUUAUUUAUACCUGCUGCUCUUCCAGUGCUGGGGACUAAACCUAUACCCUAGGCAGGCUGCAGAGUUAUACCCGGUUCCGUUCGUGUUUAUCUUUAAAUGGCAAAUGAUUCUCGGUGCUAUUUGGACCUAAACUUCUGAGAAAGAAAGAAAAAGGGAAGUAGAUAAAUAAGCAUUCUCCUCCCAUCCGUGAAGAUAAGCUAGAGCUGGCUUCAGGACAGCUCCUCCCCCAUCCUGAGAAACAGCUCUGUCCCCCGAAGCCGUCCCAUGGGGUUGAGGAUUCUGGUGAUGGAUUCAGAUUUUAACGCAACCCUCUGCCACACUGAGACUCCUCUCAGUGAGGCCAGCCAGCCCUUGCCGCCACCUUGCCACCUUCGCUGUAGCACACACGGUUUAGGGAGCAACUGUCCCUUGUAAAUCCCCUGGGUCCCUGUAACAGAAGCUGACCUGGAAAGGGAAAUUCCCAGCGGGAAUUUAUGCAGCUGUGGACAGUUACAGAUGGCGAGAGAAGUUGAACAGUGCUUGGGAGUGGGGGGAUUUUGGUUUUCAGAAAGAAAGCCCCGGUACACCAGAUCCUCCCACAACCUCAGUGUGACUGGCCCAGUGCGGGUGGCUCUAGGCACCCUAGAACUCUGGAAAGUCUUUCAGCCUGCAGUGCCUGUUUUUUGUUGUUGUUGUUGUUGGUGGUUUGUUUGUUUGUUUUUUUGUUGUGUUUUGUUUUGAGACAGCCCUGGCUGUCCUGGAACUCACUCUGUAGACCAGGCUGGCCUCGAACUCAGAAAUCCGCUUGCCCCUGCCUCCCAAUUGCUGGGAUUAAAGGCUUGUGCCAUCACUGCCUGCCGGCUCCAGUGCCCAUUUGGAGUAUACUGCACGAGGUUUCCCACUAUGCCCUUUGGCUUGCCCACCCACAUCCAGGUCCUUGUGUCUUGUCUCCAGGAUCUUAGUCGUGUUCCCCUUUGGGCCUCCCACGGGCUGACGUGCCUGGUAGGCUCGCUGUCAGGAUGGGUAGAAAUGAAGAGGAGGCAGUGGGGUGAGAGAGAAGUGAGGGGUUUCUUGCUGCCUCAUGAGACACAGCUGGGAUAUACAAGUUUUCCUCUAGAACAGGGCCAUGCCACCUCCUCCUCUUUAUAGUGAGGGGGGCUCCAAGUGAUAAAUUCAUCCACACACUUCCGACAACUCAACAUGGCCAGUAAUCUCGAUUUCCGAAAUGUUUGUUUCUAGUCCUGGGAUCAAAGCUGGUCGGUCUCCAGCCUUCUCUGGUUCAUCUUCCAUGACCCGUUACCACCCUCUCCCCUCUGCCAAGUGACAAUAGUCAGGAGUUGGGGAGAGUAGAGCCCUCUCACGGCUCUGACCAGGUGCUGUCUCUCUUCACCCCGUCAUCCUCCCUGCGGUUCCUGAUCACUUUUCCAUCUCCCUAAGAUUUUUUUCCUAUCAACCUGCCAGUCACAGCCGGCUUGGGUGACUUGGAGACUCUGCAGACCCUGUCUUCCUUUCAAGUUAGCCCCUCUCUCCCCAAAUCAGCCUCGGGUCCUUAUUUGGAUCAGGAUCGUCACUAGGACAGGUUCUCCCCAAGAUGGAAUUUCCUCCUAAGUGGACAGCUCCACCAUUCGCCCCGAGCGGACGCUUUUCCACUCUCCAAGAGAGUUUUCAGGGAGUCCCAGGACUGCAACUGGUCAGAACUAGGACUGCCCGAGAGGUGACGGUCUUGCGGCUGCCCCUCUCCUUCGGCCCUGGGGCGGAUUACGGUCCUCAGUGGGGAGUGGGAAAGGGGCGAGCCUCCUGGUGCGGGUACUUUCCGACGCUGGAAACUUGCUUAGCCUUUGGCGUCUCCGGACUCCAUCUCCGCCCGGGCCCCCAGGGAGCAGCCCUUGGCGGGGCGGGGCGCCUGCUGUCCCUCACGCUAGCUUUCAGCCUCUCGAGUUACAGCUUCAGGAUCUCCCGAACAAGCCUUUCCCUGCUCGGGACAAAGUGGCCGUGUGGUGGUGGCACGGUUUGGAGAGGAUCUCUGAUGCUCCCGGGACUCUAACCGGGAAGGCGCCCCGCCCGCUGCCUCGCUUUCACCCCGCCCGGCGGGGCAGGGAAAGCCCCCGGCGGCUCCUCCCACCCAAGGGGCUUUUCUCCAGUCGCCAGUGACUUUGCACCGGGAGCGCAGCCGCCUGGAGCUGCUUUCUGCCAGGCUGGAGCGCGCGGGGCUCCUGCUCUUCUGCGAACGCAGGGGCCAAGGGUCGGUGACCUCCGGGCGCGCCCCGUUUUCGUGUCCCCUAAUUCGAGCCCCAGCCCCCGGCCCGCGCCUUGGCCUCCAGCAUGGUGCUGCUGGCUGGGCCCGGGCCGGAGGGCGGCGGGACACGCUGCUUGUCCCCGCAGUCGCCGACGCCACCCCGUAGCGAGCAGACAGGAGAAGACCCAGCGGACUACGAGGAGUACGAAGACUUCUCUAGUCUGCCGGACACCCGCAGCAUCGCAUCGGACGAUUCCUUCUACCCUCCCGGAGGCGAGGAAGAGUACGGCUCGGUGAGCGCGGAGAGCGUCCCGGAGGGCGUCCCUGAGGCGGCGACCCUCCUGCGCGCCGCCUGCGCCAACGACGUGGGGUUGCUGCGGGCGCUAGUGCGGCGCGGGCCGAGUUCCGAGGAGGUACGGGAGACUGACCGCAACGGCCGGACUGGCCUUAUUGUUGCGUGCUACCAUGGCUUUGUGGAUACCGUGGUGGCCUUAGCAGAGUGUCCCCACGUUGACGUCAACUGGCAGGACAGCGAAGGGAACACAGCCCUGAUCACUGCUGCACAGGCAGAUCUGGAAAUGGAUUCGCCUAGAGCUGCGCUGGGAAGGGGCUGACUGGCAUGCAGGAGGGAGCGCGCAUCUCUCUGUGUGCUCUUGGAACAGCACACUUAGCCACCGAAUCAGGAAGGAUUCAGAAUGGAGCUGCCACCAGCUAGAGUCUUCACCGUAGAGCCACCUCCGGAAGGCAGGCUUGCCUGCCUCUCAGAGCACUGACAACCCUGGAGACUGGGCGGCGUGGUACUGGUGGCCUGGAGCCACAGUCUCGUGCUUUACUGACAGUUAUGUAAUUAGAUCCACUGAGAAGGUGACCUUGCUUUUUACCUAUAAAGAAACGCCAGGGACAGCUCUCCGCGAGCUUCAGAGAAUUCGUGUAACAGAGCGAGACUAAAUUAGUAAGAGUCCUGUGAAAGUGGAUUCAAGUACAUGUCAGGUCAUCUCUGGGAGUGAAUAUAUAUGCCACCAUUACCAAGGGCAUGGGGGUGCCCAGGGAUUUGUGGUCCAUUCAGAGUGCUGUGAUGUAGCUUAGGAGGCUGCAGGCUGAGUGCAUUUGAAACAAGCAUUUCAUUCAAUCACUUUAACAUAAAUGCUUACACUUUUCCAAACGGUUGUGUAACUGACCAUUCCCUACAUUCUUAGCUUUUAUACAUCAGUAAGCCCGUUGUAUCCUGAGAUUCCCCAUUUGCAGAUUCAACAUGGAUUAAAAAAAAAAAAAUAAACAGUUGUAAUCGGAUCUGGAAUAGGGCCUAUAGAUAGCUCAGUGGUAAGUCGCUUGCUAGCCAAGGAUAAGGCCCCAGACUUGAUCUUGAGUAAAACAAAAUAAAACAACAACAGCAAUAAAACCAUUCAGAUGACAGGUGUGUCAGCACUAAAGCACAUACAGACAUUUUCACUCACCAUUAUUUGCUUAAAAUACAGUAUAAUAAGUAUUUGAUAUAUCUACACUGCAUUAAUUACUGUACAUAAUCUAGGGAUGGAUUAACCACACAAUACAAUGUGUGUAGGUUAUAUACCAAUACCACACCAUUUUACAAAAUUAAAAAUUAUUUUACUUUUUGUGUAUGUAUGUUUUGCCUAGUGUGCGCCUGUGCACCACACACAUGCCAUGCCAAGGGAGGCCAGAAGAGGGCGCUGGAUCCUUUGGAGCUGCAGUUACUUGAUGGUUGAGCCACCAGGUAGAUGCUCGAAACAAUUCAUGGUCCUUUGGAAGAGCAGUGAGUGCUCUUAACCUCUGAGCCACCUCUCCAGCCCCUACUCCAUCAUUUUAUAUAAGAUACUCGAGAACCUCAGGGUUUUGGUAUCUACAAGGGUACUGGAACCUGUUCUCAAAGACACCAAGGAUGACAGUCUAGGUCAUCAGUCAGGUUCUUAGCACAAGUAACUUGUACGUAGCCCAUGGCUGUGUCAGGAAGAAGAGGCCUUUGUGUCCUGAAGGACUGUGGGACAGCUUGGGUGGUGUCUCGGUUAGGGUUUCUAUGGCUGUAAUGAAACACCAUGACCAAAACAACGUGGGGAGCAAAAGGCUUAUUUGGCUCAUGCUUGCACAUCACUGUUCAUCAUUGAAGGAAGCCAGAACAGGAACUCAAACAGGGCAGGAACCUGAAGAUAGGAGCUGAUACAGAGGCUAUGGAGGGGUGCUGCUUACUGGCUUGCUCAGCCUGCUUUCUUAUAAAACCCUGUACUGUCACCCCAGGGAUGGCACCACCCACAAUGGGCUGGGCCCUCCCCCAUCAAUCACUAAUAAAAAAUGUCCCCCCCCCACCCCCGCCCAGGUUUGCCUGCAGCUGGUCUCACGGGAGCAUUUUCUUAAUUGGGGCUCUCUCCUCUCUGAUGACUUUAGCUAUGUCAAGUUAAGACUCUCCCACACAAGUGGGAACUGGGCUCAAGGCUCUGAAGCCAAAGUGCCCAAGUGUGGUGAUACUGGUAGAAGCCUCUGUAGCUGCCCCAAAGAGAAGAGAACUCUACUGUCUCUCUUGCUUUCUAGGUUCCAUGUCAAGGGCUCUCUGUAUGGAUCUCAUCAGGUGACACAAGGGAGGAGACACACUGGCAUCUAACUAUGUCAACUUCCUUAGCGGGAGUAGUCUGUGCACCCCACAGGCCAGUCCAGAUGUUCUUGCUGGAAUUUCCCAAAGUCACUGUGUCAGCACACGGCCCUUCCCUCCCCCAUUUCUAGAGUGGGGGUUUUAUUCUAUUGGAGGAUCCCAGAUUUUGGAAGCCCAGAUCUCAACCACCGGCAGCGGGUGUGUGACAGCACCUCUGUCAUAGCUUAAUUUCUGUUGCUGUGAUGAAAUGCCCCACCACACACACACACAAAAAGGGUCAGCUUCAAGGAGAAAGGCCUUACUUUAAUUCACAGUUCCAGGUUACAUCCAUCAUAGCAAGGAAGUCAAGGGCACCAGAACUUAAACUGGUUAUUCCUGUCAUAGCCACAGUCAAGAGCAGAUUGAACGAUGCCUGCCUGCUUGCUAUUCAGCUCUGUUUAUCUACUCUAUUCAAUCUGGGACCCACUAUUCAGAGAAUAGUACCAUCUACAGUGGACUGGGUCUUCCUAUAUCAAUUGCAUAAUCAAAACCAUCCCCCACAGACUUGCCCACAGGCCUGAUCUACACUAUCCCUCGUUGUGACUUCUGCCCUGGGCAGCUAUAGAACAUGUCAAGGUGGUGAUUAAAACUAUCCAACACCUAUCCAUCACAGCAGUGGUAGGUGUUUGGCAACCACAGCCAUCAUACAGGAUAUCCUAUGGUCCUAGAACUGUUGGGAAUCAGGGGGUUGGAAGUGAGGCCUCACCCUGCCUUGAGUCUUUCUCCAGCUCCCAGGACAGAGAACUAGACACAGGACCUAGCACUACUUGUUCAGGCAUUAGGGGAGGGACGGGUGUCCUGUGGAUAUGCAGUGGGAACAUUUCACCUGGCGUGGGCCCAGGGCUUGGGCUCAGAACUCUGGGCAGAGAAGCCAGAGGCAGGUUUCUUAGCUAAUGUGUCUCAAAGCCUGGGGCUUGGAUGGAGCUGCAGGGAUGGGUCUCUGGAAUGGAGACAAGGGGAUGGUGUACCUUGUGUGGUGUUAGAGAGUCACUAUCUAGAAGAGAAGAGAGUUCUAUGAUGAAGGUAGGGGCUGGGCCAGUCAAUGUCCUGCAGGGCGGUUCCAGGUGACAUAAUGUAGGGAGGGGACAGAGGAAGGGCUGAGAGCUGUGUGCCAGGAAGACGGCUGUCAGAGGUGUCGCUGUCAGUGAGGAAUGAGGUAGGAGAUUAGACUUUUGGGUGUCUGGUCAGGGAACAGUACAGAUGUGAAGAGUUAAAAAUUAAGAAGCAGGGGGUUGCAGAAGCAUCGUUUGUGUUCGAAAUGCUGGGUGAUAUCAGCGAGGAGGUCCCAGUGGCGAGUGAAGGGCACAGAACCAGAAACAUUCAUGGGAUUAGCACAACUGAGGGCCACGGACAUGGGCAAGAUCGUGAAGAGUGGUAGAAUGUGGAGGAGAGAUCUCUUUUCUGAUCGAGUUGCCACAUUAGUUAGUGCUUGAUGCCCAUGGGGUGCCUUCUGGACUGUGGUCUAUUUGAAAUGCCUCUGGUUUCUAUAAGCAUCGGAACCACAACUUGACUGAGUAUACUCAUACUGGGUGCCCCCAUCCUCCUCCCCCUUGCUCUCCCCUCCCUCUUCACCCCUCCUUUCCUCUCUCCCUUCUCUCUGCUUUCUUCCCUCCCUGGAAUUGGAGGGAGUUAUUGGAGUCCCACCUGCUGUUUGCAUUUUGUUGAUACCUGAAAGUGUCACCUAUACUUCAUGCUUGACAUCAGAAGCAAAGACAUGCACCUGCAUGGCAUGUGUAACUGUCCUUACUACAGUUCAUCUGGCGCCCCCUUCUGGCCUCUGUAGGCGCCAGGCAUGCAUACAGUACAUACACACACACACACACACAGAGAGAGAGAGAGAGAGAGAGAGAGAGAGAGAGAGAGAGAGGAGAGAGAGAGAGAGAGAGAGUCAAAACACUUAUUAUACACAUAAAAUGAAAGUGAUAAAUAAAUCUUUAAAAAUCCUCAGAAGCUAGCUGUCACAUCUCAGGUUCCCUGUGUGCUUGUUUGGGCCCCUCUCCGGGUGUGUGUUUACUUCAGGAAACAGUUUCCAGCUGCUCCUAGAAUCCCAUCUGUCUGUUUGUUCUCAGCCCUCCAGCAUUUAUUCUCACCUGUGGGGUGGAGCGGCCCUUCCAUCCACAGCCCUGUCUUCCGAGCUGGAAAAUGCCUCACGGUCCCCGAGUAGCUUCAUUAUUAUUCAGUCCCCACGGCUUUGAUUACAGCUUCAGUGCUGGCAAAGGAUUUCUCCCCAAAGCUUUAUUGUGAGAAGUCCAGACGAGUUCAGAGGAAAGUGGCGAAGACCAGGUGGCAGCGGUGACUUCGCUUGUUUGCUGUGUGUGUGUGCUGACUGCCCAUAUUAGUUCUUCUCACGGCUGUCAGAAAAUACUUGACUAAAGCAACGUACGGAAGGGGCGUUUAUCUGCUCUGUGGUCUGGGGGUACAGUCCAGCAAAACAGCACAUGCCCCUUUCCCAGGCAGCUUCCAGAACAACACCACAUGUCUGUUCUCAGCAAAGCAUCCUCUCUUGUGUCUACUUCAGCCAAACAUCCUCUCAUAAGACAGUUUCCAGAAAAAAAUAUCACAUGACACAACUGAAUCUCCAAAGAGACCAGAAAUUUCCACUUCAGGUAGAAAUUAACUAGGUGUGUCUCCUAGUUAAUUCUAAGUUUGGUAAAGGUGACAGCAGGGAUUAGCUAUCCUACCAGUUGCAGGUCAAUCACCCACCCCCUGGCCCUUGCAUGCUUCAGCAUACAUCUCCUAAGACAGGAGUGUAGCUAACAACCUAGCACUGCUGCACAUAAGAAAUAUAACAGAGACACAGAUUAUGUACCUCCAAACUGAGAUGAAAAGUCCUCACGCCCCCUACCUACCACAUCCUUAUAGACAAGGGCUCUGCAACAGCUAUAUCCCUAAUAGUUUGGCUGCUCUUUAAACCAUGUGACAUCAGUAUCACACACUGCAGUUGGGUGUCACACCCCACCUUCUUGCUGUCCUGAGUGAGACCUAUGGUCUGUGGUCAUAGGAAUGUCCAGAUUUUUACGCUGCAGCCGUGCACACCCUUAGGUGACAUCCUGGGGACACUGCUGAGGUUCUGUUAAACAGCCCUCUUUGUUUGGCAUUCCAGUGUCUUUCUGCCCACUUGAAGACCGCUUCUUCUCUUUAUAUAGGGGCACACUUUUCCUGUACUGGUUUAAUUUCCUGAUGACCUGGGCCCUGAGCCGGAGGUUCUGGAGCUGUGCUCGGAGCCCAGGGUCAGUGGUUGUAAUGGGACUUUCUCAUAGCCUAGGGCUGUGAACUCUUUCCUCUCUGCUCCCCACUGCCUCAACUCUUUUCUUUUAAUGGCGUGGGGUCCGUGGCAGAAGUUGAGCUGACAUUUUGCCUAGGGUGCUUGGUACCUGCUGGCCCAGGGAACGGGGGCUUGCUUCAGGCAGCCCUGAGUUUGUCACUGGGCUAGGGUGGCUGCCAUACAUCAAAGGGUUGGGGGCGGCAUGGUCACAUCCACUGCCCCUGACUGGGUUGAGCAGCUGGAAGGUGAUGAAUUUGACCGUGCAAGGCUCCCGACACAAGGCCUGGCUGCUUUCCUUGUGUGCUGCUUGGAUAAGUGGGAUGGAUACCCAGUGUUUGGAAAGAAACAAGCAAGGAGUCAGGGGUGAGUGGGAACAAAGACUUCUCCUCUUCCAAGGUUCCUGGUUCCCAGAAGGCGUGUCCAACCUUCUGACAUUGCAACAUGAAGCUAUUGUCUACAGGGUUCACAUUCACACUUGAGACUGGAUGUGUGCAAGGCGGGCAGCUAAAAAUGAACAAAAACAAACAAAAACCCCAUGGAAAUAGCCACUCCAUAAUUAAGGGGGAAGGUUUUUUAUUAUAGGUAAAAUAGAGAGUGGGGGUGGGGUUCUACCAUGGCUAUAUUUCAGGGACUGAGAGAGGAUCAGAGAGAAGAGAGCCGGAGUUGAUAGAGAACUAGAUGCCCUCUCUGGAGGUUGGGGGACUGUCUGUUGGAGGGGAGAGAGAGAGAGAGAAAAAAAAAAAGACUUCUGGCAAACAGAAACCUACUUUACACAGUUUCUGAGGACUGCUGAGUGUUUACAUGGUUGGAGGGCAACCUCAGCUGAGUCCACAUUGUCACCUUGGAGGGCUGGGACCUGAUACUGACCCAUUCAGUUAUGAAAAACAGAAACAAACUAACCAGACACCAACAGAGCAAACAAAACCGCACAAAGCAGCAACAAGGAAACCCUCAACGUUUUCAUUUCAGCUACAAUUUUGGGUUGGGCCACAUUGGCAGCUGUUCUUGGCCACAUAUGGCCGGAGGUCUGUUAAGACAGCCCUGCCGAGGCAACGGUAAUUAGUGCCUGAUGUCUGCAUAGGGUUUCUUGGAUUUAAAAAGAGAACCUAUUUUCUGUUCUUUCCUUUUUGUUUUGUUCUAAUGGUGUUUUUUUUUUUUUCCUCUUUCUCUGGCUUCUGUUGUUGCCCCCUGCUUGCCAGUUUGCUCAUCCACCCUGUAUGUGGCUGGAUUGUUUGUGCCCAUUCCCUAUCUACCCCCACCACUGCCCACCCCCACCAGCCAGGCUCCCACCUGCUUCUGGCUGCCCAGGCUUCCAGCUCAGCAAAUUGCAUAGGGAGGAGGUAUGCACAUCUGUUAAAAUGUAAAUUGAAAAGCGUUUCCUUGGUGCUUGGGGACAAUCCCAGGGCCUCUCAUGUACUUACUAUGAGCAAACCCUCUACUUCUGACAUCCCUGGCACCCCUCUUUUGUCUUAAUUGUCUCAGCCUGAUGAAGUUUUUUUCCUAGUUUGUUUGGAAAUGUCAGAAGCAACCUUAGCCCCAUGGCAAGUUGCGUUCACAGACUGGCUCCUGCAUCUGUAGAACCUGCCCUGCUUAAUCCACCCACUGUUUAGUACAGAGCUGGUUAAAGCACCGAGUGCCAGACCCUCUGCUAGGCGUUCCUGUUCUAACAGUCUGAACCUGUCACCAAGUAUCAGGGAAGCUAGUGUGCUCAUCAGGGGACCCACUGUGAGGUUCUGGGUCUCAAGUUCUCCUGGCAGAUGUCAUGGGGGAACCCCUCAGGAGCUACCCCAGCAGCAGUACUGCUGAUCCCCAUGAGAUGGCUUUAGAGGGGCACAAAGGCACCGUGAGUUCACGUGGAAAAACAGAAAAGUGAGGUGGUUGGUUUUCCAGGGAGGCCACAGCCCUCAUAUCAGCUGGAUUUCUUAAUUUCAACCAUUGUCUAGAAAUUGCUGCUUGCAGUAAAGUCACUACAACUUGUGUGAGAGAGACCACCUUCCCUCCUUUAACACUGUUUUACUAGUCUGCACUCAGCAGGUCCCCAAGUAGCCAUGGCAACCAUGCCACCCAAUGUCAGACUUUACACCAGCAUUCUUUAUUCUCUGACCUUUGCAACCUUAAAGCCUGUCCCUGGUGACAGGCCUCCUCCAACAUGGCCAUGCCUCCUCCAACCUGGCCAUGCCUCCUCCAACCUGGCCAUGCCUCCUCCAACAUGGCCAUGCCUCCUCCAACAUGGCCACGCCUCCUCCAACCUGGCCACGCCUCCUCCAACCUGGCCAUGCCUCCUCCAACCUGGCCACGCCUCCUCCAACCUGGCCAUGCCUCCUCCAACCUGGCCAUGCCUCCUCCAACCUGGCCAUGCCUCCUCCAACAUUGCCAUGCCUCCUCCAACCUGGCCAUGCCUCCUCCAAUAGGCCACACCUCCAAUCCUUCCCAAACAGGUCUACUAACUGGAGUCCAGCAUUCAAAUAUAUGAGCCAAUGGGGGCCAUUCUUAUUAGAACCACCAUAAAUGGCUAGGAUAAUGCUGUUGAGGUUGUGGUUUUAAUCUUUUCCCCCCUUGACUUGACUAGGAACAUUUUCUGUGAGACUCUUGCAGUUGUGCCUGGCCCUCACAGCAUCUAGGUUCACUUCUGUCUCUCACCUAGAUGUCUAGUGUGGAGCUGGAGCAAUGGCUAGAUUUAAUUGGCAACUUUACACAACCUAGAAUCACCUAAGAGUCUCUGAAGGAUGGUCUAAAUUAUCCUGACUUUGAGCAUGUCUUGGGGGGGGGUGUUGUUUUGAUUACAUUAAUUGAUAUAGGAAGACACUGCCCACUGUGGGUGGCACUGUUACCCCACUCCCAAGUCUGGGUUCUGGGUGUUUAGAAAAGGUAAGCUGAGUAGCAAGUGUGUAUCCAUUCUCUCUGCUCCUGACUGUGGAUGUGAUGUGAGUAGCUGGUUGAACUCCUGCCUCAGUUUCCCCGCGGUGAUGGACUGUGACCUGGAAUUCUAAGCUGAAUAAACCCUUUCUCCCCUAAACUGCCUCUUUUUCAGGGCAUUUUAUCACAGGAAUAGAAAUGAAAGUAAAACAGAUUGGGUCAUGGCUGCUGUGAGCUCCUUGAUGUGGGGACCCACUGUAAGGGCAGUGGGUGCUGGGAACCGAACUUAGGUUCUCUGAGAGAGAGGAGUAUGCUCUUAACUCUGAGCCAUCCAGUCACCUCGUCAGUCCUAUUUAAAAAAGGCUUCCUUUGUUAUUUUAAAAUGCUGUGUGUGUGUGUGUGUGUGUGUGUGUGUGUGUGUGUCUGUGUGUGUGUGUGUGUGUGUGUGUGUGUGUGUGUGUGUGUGUGAGAGAGAGAGAGAGAGAGAGAGAGAGAGAGAGAGAGAGAAAGGGUGUGUGUCUGUGUUCAUGCACUUGUGAGUCCAGGCCAAGCCCUUCAUUUUUAAAACAAUAGUUUUAUUACUUCCAAUCAUCAGGAUCUUGUUUUACUUUGAGUUUUAGGAAGGGCUUGUUUUCUCCUCUCCCUCCUCCUUCCCUCUCCUCCUUCCCUCUUCUAUUGUUUUAAAGAAAAGAUUAGAAUUUGGCAAGCCUUUGGUUUCCUAACCCUGCCUGCUCUUCCACUAAACUACAGAGCUCUAGCACACUAACUGCAACUCAGUCAGGCAGAGCGGGCUCAGACACUGCUCUCCCUCCCCUCCCUUUCCUCUCCUUCCCUCCCCUUCCUCCCCUUCCCUCCUCUUUCUUCCCUUUCCCUCCUCUUCUCCACCUUUGCUGCCCAACUCUGGCUUUUCCCCUCUUCUAAUAGGGAUUCCCCGGGUAUCCCAGCACGCCUACUGGGGUACUGCAUUUCCAAAGCCAACAGCUCCCUCUACUGGCCCGAUUUGGAGAACUACACUGAGUCAGACAAGACCCUGGAAAACCAAAUCCUCUAACACUGAGCAUCUUCCUAAUGCUGGAACCCUUUGACAUAGUUCCUCAUGUUGUAGUGACCCAAAACCAUAAAAUUAUUUUCGUUGCUACUUCAUAACAGUAAUUUUGCUACUGCUAUGAAUCAUAAUGAAAUAUCUGAUAUGCAGGGUAUCUGCCGUGUGAUCCUGUGGGAAGGGUUGAGACCCAGAGGCUGGGACCGCUGCUGUGUUUCCAUUUCUCCCCCCUUUCUUAUUAUUAGAUAUUUCCCACAGUUUCCAUUUCGAAUUCAGCUUUGCACAGAUAAAGGAAGACCUUUUUCAUCUGUCCCUGUUUUUAGUGACAGGAAGACCCUUAGCCGUAAGGGUCUUGUGCUUGUGACAAUGUUGAACGAGUUGGUGAUUGCUUACUUCGUGGCCAUUUAAUUUUAAACGAUGGGAUCAUGGUUUAUUAUUAAGGAUCUGCUAAGGGAGCGUCUCUGGAUUCACCGAGCCUGGAGUCUGCGGCAAGUUAGAGGGCUCUGGCUCACCUUAGCACACUGCGGGUCAGGGUGCAAAUGCUGAUGCCAAAACCAGAGGAUGAAUAUUGGAAGGGAUAGUGCAUCAGGUAGUCAGAUGAAGGGAGGCUGGGUGAUCUCGGUAGGGUGUAUACAGGGCCCAUAGGUUAAUAGAGGAGCUGUAGCCACAAAGGUACUUACAUAGCAGUGUUUAUGGUGGCAUUAUCCAUAACAGCUAAGUUAUAGAACACACCUAGGUGCCCAGCAGCUGGAAUGUAUGAGGACAUAUGGUAUGUGGACAUAACAGAUUUUUUUUUCAGCCAUAAAGAAGGAAGUAAGUUACAUUAGUUGCAGGAAAAUGGAUACAUAUGGAGACAAAAGUUUCCAAAAAGACAAAUAUUCUAUGUUUUUUCGUUUGUUUGUUUGUGUUUCCUUAUUCUAUACAACUAUAUGAUCAUGUACCCACACAUACACAACACCAAAGAGAAGUAAAACUGUCUAAGUCAGCAGUUCUCAACCUGUGGGGCGUGGCCCCUUUGGGGGGGGUCACACGAGCCUUUCACAGGGAUAGCAUAUCAAUAUCCUGUAUAUCAGAUAUUAUGAUACGUAGCAAUAGCAAGACUAAAGUUACGAAGUAGCAAUGAAAUAAAGAUAUGGUUUCAGGUCACCACAACAUGAGGGUCAGCAUUGAGAAGGUUGAGAGUCACUGGUCUAGGGAAGAGCAGAGACAAAUGAGCAUGGGUGGGUGAAGAGUGGAGGCAUGAGCAAGAGUCUGCCCAAUGUGCCAUGUGAGUGUGUGUAUGGAUGUGAGUGUGUGACUGUAUGUGUGAGUGUGUGUGUGUGAGUGUAUGUGUAAAAGGUUGCCCAGGCUGAAGAGAUGAUGACUCAGCGGUUAAGAGCACUGACUGCUCUUCCAGAGAUCCUGAGUUCAAUUCCCAGCAACCACAACCACAACCCACAUGGUGGCUCACAACCAUCUGUAAUGGGAUCUGAUGCACUCUCCUGGUGUGUCUGAAGACAGGUGCAGUGUACUCAUAUAAAUAAAAAUAAAUAAAUAAAACUUAAAAAAAGAAAAAACCCUCAAAGCAAACCAUAAUACAAAGGAGAGCUGUGAGGUCACCAGGUGAAGGACAAAGGCUCUGGUUGGGGGACAGAUAUUUUGCUUAGUGCUCUCUUAAUUUUUUUUAUGUUGCCUUAUAAUUUCUAAGUUAUUCCACUCUGCAUUCUCCUUCUAAUCUUGUUCUCCCCUCCAGCUUGAUGUGACAAAGCCUUACUCCCAAUGUUCUCUCUCCAGUGUUAUGAUUUCCAAUGUUAUGCCUGCCAAAGUAUCUUUCCUAGUCUUUUGUAACUUUUCUAGGAGAAUAAAUCACAUGUUUUUUUUCAAGCAUUCUUUUUUUUUUUUUUACAAAAGCUCACAUUAUUUUUGUAACAUUAUUUUUGCUGGGAGAGGUGGCUUAGUUGUUAAAAUCUCUAGAAGUUCAAACAUAAAUUCAAAUCAUAAAUUGAAUAAGAAGUUUAAAACAGAGGAUGUUUACAUGCAUAUCCAUUAAGAGUAAUUAGCUCUCCAGGUUCAUGGAGAGUUAAAGACCAUAAUUUUUGUGACUAAGUUAUAAGUGAAGUUUGUGUAGAUAAACCCAAUCAAUAUUUUAUCUUUUGUCCUUGCACCUAUAGUAAAUCAUUAUCUCCCUUUUUAUGGCCUUUGGUUAAUGGUUUUACAACCUCUUGGAAUGUGCUCUAAGUUGGAGAUGCCUGCUUGUUAUCUCAGAAGCAAUUAAUUCUUGACACUUGAAGACUGGCAGAGUUCUCAUUGCAGUUUUGACAUCAGAAAGGACUUAAUAGCAGUCCUAUUAUGAAAGAGCUUAAUAAUUACUAAUAUAAUUUUAGGAAUUCUUACAGGAUCAUCUAUAAGACAGUACAUCUUCAUCAUUCUGCAGACAUAUCUGCUCAAAAGGGUAGGUUAAUACCUAGUAAUAAAUAUAUAUAUAAAACAACAACAAUAGGAAAAGCAUAUUAAUAGCAGGAAUCUUUCUUAAAAUGAAAUUCUUCUUGGCCUUGCCUAGAGAAGCCAUUCUCUCAUUAACUUUGACAGUCCAUGGCAGAACCAUCUCAGGAAGAUCACCGUCUAGUUUUUAGCUUCUCCUAGAUAGCUCCUGGCAUUGGAGAUUGGCAGUCUUAUGCACAUGCAGGAGAUGGGGGAGGGCUUGGGAUGGAGCACAGAUGUCUGGUGGUAUCCAUCACCUAAAAAGCACUGGGGGAGAGGAACAGGCCAGAGGGGUAGAUGCUUGGGGUUUGAUGCGGGACACCCAGGAUAAAUACGCAGUAGACACGUAGACGAGAGACUAAUAGACAGAAGUAUAUGCAGGUGCAUUGGAGAUUUAGAGGUAAUAAUUGAAUACACGGAGCAUGUGGGAUCACGGAAGGGAGAUCAUGUGGGAUCACGGAAGGGAGAGCAUGUGGGAUCACGGAAGGGAGAGUAUGUGGGAUCACGGAAGGGAGAGUAUGUGGGAUGAGGAGAGUGUUUUCCCAUCAGCUGAGGAGCAGCAGCUUCCCAGGAACAAGAAAGGCAGAGAGAUGGAGGGUCAGAGGGUGAGCUUCCAGAGGUCUCAUAGAAAGACAGUUCUGCAAAAGAGGGAGGGGGAAACGGUUCAUACUGUGGCGGUGUCAAGGAACAGAAUGGACAAGCAUCUGGUUCACCACAGUAUUGAUGGACAGCUGUUGGGAGGCCGUUCAGUCACAGCUGGACGAGUGUCAGUAGCCGGAGAGCACAGGACUGAAGGUGAACCCACGUGGCUGUUCGUGUAAAGGCAGACCCAUAGGGUUAUUGUUGGAAAUACAUGCUUUCUAUUUUUAAUUAUGCAUGUGUGUGUAUCUGUGUACAUGAUUAUGGGUACCGACAAGGCCACAAGAGGGUACUAGACCCUAUAGAACAGGAGUUAAAAGAGAUUGUGAGCCUCUUGUAACUCUUUAGGUGCCAGGAACUAAACUCCGGGCCUUUGUAAGAGCAAUGCUCACUCAACAGAAGAGCCACCCUCACCCCCUCCACCCCUCGGACUGAGUAAGAUGAGAGGCUUAGACAUGCAUGCCAGCUAGCUACUGCUGGGUGACUCCCUGCCUCUGCAGAGUUGACUCAUGCUUCUGUGGACAGGCUGAGGUCUUGACUUUAUUGCUUUCAUUUAUGAUUAAACUGGGGACCCUGUCCUUGGACACUUUAUCCAGGGCAACUGUUUUGCUGGCAUUUCUUGUCAUGCUCAUUUUGGGAGUAAUGAGGCAGCUGGGGGUGGGGGGAAGCUGAGGCCCCAGGAUGGGGAGCGUCUGAGUCAGUACAUUUGAGCAUCUGCCGGCUUCCUACCUGCAAAUACUCCUUAAGGAAGUGUUCAGAACCACAAUGACAGAACCAUGAUGUCACAUAGCAAGGGGCAGGGUAAGGAACUAUGGGCCUUUCAUGUGAUUAGUAUGAACAUGUCUACAAGGAUGGUAAGACUGAUGAGCCGAGGCAAAUUGUGGCUAACUACUCCAGGAAAGCUGGCCCAGAAUGGCUCUCAAGCCGGGAGGUGUAAGAUGGUAGGUUGGCAGCUUGGCUUAUGAUGUCAUCAUGGCUCUUGCUGCCAUUACUACCAUAGAGCUGGGAAGUUGGCAAGAUUUUGAGUAACGUUAGUUUUGGUGGGACAGGUGGCUUGUUGUUAGAGUCUCUGUUAUGCAAGUGUUGAGGGUCAGAGUUCAAAUCCCAAAAUGCAUGUAAAUGUUGAAUAGAUUGUCUCAGACCGGACUGGGCUCAAUGGGCCCUUAUCAAUCGUGCUAAUCAAGGUCCCUGACAGAUGGGCAUAGAGUCCUCGAGUGACAAACAGACAGGACAGGAGAGAGUGUGUUGAAUCUGAAUGUAAUGUCACAAAGUGAACACCAGUCUUAUAUAAUACAGAAAACAAAGGGGUAGGAUGUCACAGCAGGCAAAGUACAUUGAAGUUAUCUGACACAAAACAGAGGAAUGACUUCAAAAGGACUUACAGGAACCAGGUAAUAUUCACAGUAAAGAUAAAACAGCCCUGCCUAGGGUCAACUAAUGACAGGUAAGGAUUUCACACCCUAGUCACAAUUUGUGCUACUCCUUUGAGCCUUGUGAAAGCUAGCACCAGGGGGUUCUGCUCUAGCAGACCUUCUCAUGAAUGAUGCAACACUACAACCCUCCCUAUUUCCUAGGCCUAAAUACCUGGGGUUUCAAGGGAGAGAGGGGGCAGGGACUCCUUGUGAAUGUGGGACUACUGCGGGGGGGGGGGGGGUGAGGUGGGGGAACUGAGGAGUUCCCUUCCCGUGACUCUUGUCCCUCGUGAAGUGGGAGGCGAAUCUUUUCCUGACAGAGCAGUUUGCUCUGAGGCAGGUGAUUUACCAGUUAGUUGAUAGUUCUGAGCUCCAGAGAUGGCUCAGUCUGUAAGGUGCUUGCCACACAAGCAUGAGAAUCUGAGUUCAGACCCACAGAACCCAUGUCAAAAAUCCCAGGUGUGGCAGUGCGUGUCUGCAACCCCAGCUCCAGAGACUUGGAGACAGGUUUGUUGGCUAAAUUGACAGGUUCCAGGUUCUGUAAGAGACCCUGUCUUAAAGACUAAGGUGGAGAUAGUUGCGGAAGAGACUCAAUGUUGUCUUCUAGCCUUCUGAAGUGCACACUCUGUGCACCUGCACACGUCCAUGCACGCACACACAUACACAUGCACAAAGGCAGGCGCACACACCUGGACACGCACAUCCACACACCAGAACCAAAGCAAAAAAAAAAACCCAAAGUUGGAAUUUCCCCAAAUGCAGCUUGGAGGUAUUUGAUCAGGACAUACAGACUUGAGUCAGGCUGAGAAUUGUUAAUCUACCUGCUCACGUGGAGAUGGCAUUACUGUGCCUGUGUGUGGGGGGCGGUGAGUUUAGCUUCAACGCUUUGUGCUCUCGCCUGGUUGCCAGCUUCAGCCAUCCCCCCCAGGAACACUUUGGAUCCUCGAAUGGAAAACACACCCUCGAAUGGAAAACACA
Mus musculus (house mouse) is the source of this 18112-nucleotide messenger RNA. It is a transcript of the gene Ankrd33b, whose product is annotated as ankyrin repeat domain 33B. Lineage: Eukaryota; Metazoa; Chordata; Mammalia; Rodentia; Muridae. The transcript has 3 exons. The record is from RefSeq and is a predicted model, not a curated record. The coding region runs from base 2909 to 3436 and encodes 175 amino acids.